Messenger RNA from Staurois parvus, 335 nucleotides. Lineage: Eukaryota; Metazoa; Chordata; Amphibia; Anura; Ranidae. The record is from the annotation of a GenBank genome assembly.
AAGAAGAUGACUUUUGCACACCUGUGGGACACCAUAAAGAAGCAUAAAGAAGAUGACUUUUGCACACCUGUGGGACACCAUUUCGCACAACCAGACCACACUAUGGAAGACCUCAAUAUUUUAGCUCUUGAAGGAAAUUUCAAAACUAUUCAGGAAAGGAAAACGUUUGAACUAAGAAUGAUAAUUCUAUUUGACACAAGAGAUAACGGCCUUAAUUUGGACAUGGGAUUCCUCACUCAUUAUCCAACAGUUUUACGACCCCCCCUGUGAAUGUUGUCCCCCCCCAGUCUUUGCUUUUGCUGUGUCUUAUCUCUAGUCUAAUCCUAUUCUUAUAA